Messenger RNA from Culex quinquefasciatus (southern house mosquito), 516 nucleotides. Its product is annotated as ribonuclease H1. Gene Ontology annotation, biological process: DNA replication, removal of RNA primer. The transcript has 3 exons. The coding region runs from base 1 to 516 and encodes 171 amino acids. The record is from RefSeq and is a predicted model, not a curated record. Gene Ontology annotation, molecular function: nucleic acid binding; RNA-DNA hybrid ribonuclease activity. Lineage: Eukaryota; Metazoa; Arthropoda; Insecta; Diptera; Culicidae.
AUGAGCGGAAUCAAGGGCAUUUCAGUGAGCAAAAGAGUUCCUCAAUUUUGCCCAGAGCCCAAAUGCCAACAGCAAGUGACUGGAUUUACGGGGGCCAAGUUUAAAAAGUUUCCCUCUCGUCAGCAGGCGGACACGUUUGUUCGGAAGCACGGCAGCGGAUCGGGUCUGCUUCCGACAGCGGAAAGAUCAACGCGGCUUGAUCGAGGGGUUGAAGUGGGAGCUGGAGGAGCUGCGGGGUUCAGGAUCGGGGACAGGGAGAAGGGGAAGAAGCUGGACAGCGGCGUGAAGCCGUUGAUGAAGCUGGAAAAGUACUGCAUUUAUAACUUUCAUCAGAACGAGGAUGGUUUCGUGUACGUUUACACGGAUGGUUCCUGGGAGGGCAAUGGGACGGCGGCGGCCUGUGCCGGGCUGGGGGUAUACUUUGGCGAGGGACACACGCUGAACGCGGUCAGUGGACGAGCGACCAACAAUUGCAGAGAGUUUCAGGCGGCUGCGCUAGCUGCGGUAGCUGUUUGA